Molecule: messenger RNA, 966 nt
Organism: Heteronotia binoei (common prickly gecko)
Lineage: Eukaryota; Metazoa; Chordata; Lepidosauria; Squamata; Gekkonidae
Product: mas-related G-protein coupled receptor member H-like
Exons: 1
Coding region: 1-966 (321 amino acids)
Biological process (GO): G protein-coupled receptor signaling pathway
Cellular component (GO): membrane
Molecular function (GO): G protein-coupled receptor activity
Source: RefSeq, a predicted model, not a curated record
AUGACUAAUUUCAGCAAGGUAUCCACAUCUCAUACAGGAGCUGAAAUACUAGAGGAUGGUGAAAUAUUCAAUCCCACCAAAAUCCCAGUUUAUGACCCAGAAUGGACCAUUCGGACCUAUUUAAUCAUCUACAGCUUUGUUUUUGUGAUCUGUAUUUUUGGAUUUGUGGGGAAUGGAAUUGUCAUCUGGUUUCUUGGCUUCUGUAUGAAAAGGAAUGCAUUCACCAUCUAUAUCCUGAACUUGGCUGUCGCUGACUUUGGGGUCUUCAUAUCUGUAGUUCUAAGGUGUCUCAUACAGUUUUAUCUACCUGCCCCUCUACUCGUUUUUUACACAUUUGAAUAUCUUUUCACAAUCAUGUUCUGUACCAGUCAAUUUCUGCUUACAGUCAUCAGCAUUGACAGAUGUGUGUCUGUCUUCUUUCCCCUCUGGCACCGAUGUCAUCGUCCACCCCACUUGUCCAUCACUGUGUGUGCCCUGAUAUGGCUUCUCAAUUCCCUGUUCUGUGGGAUUCAAAUCCUUUCCAAAGUUUGGGAGCUCUUUGACUUUGAUCUUCCGUUGUUCCAGUUUUUUAUGAAUGCUGUGCUUUGUUUCCCACUCCUCACUGUCUCCACUCUGACUCUGUUAUUGAAGGUCUGCUGUAAACCAAAACAGCACAAAAGAGGAAAGCUUUUAACAGUCAUCUUAGUUACUCUCCUCGUCUUCCUCAUCGUUGCAUUUCCGUUCAACGUCGUCGUCUUGCACAAUUAUCUCUCCGCUUCUCUAUCUGUCUCUCUAUUUUAUUAUGGCUUCUUCUGUGCCUCUCUAAACAGUGGUAUCAAUCCACUGAUCUAUUUCCUGGUUGGGAAAAAGAAGAAGGGUCGAGUGAGGGAGAACAUAAAAGCCAUAUUCCAGAGGGUUUUCAAGGAGGAUGAAGAGUUUAAAGAAGAGCCAGUUCACGGCCAAUCAGGCAGUGAAACCAUUAUGUGA